Messenger RNA from Trifolium pratense (red clover), 1037 nucleotides. RefSeq names its product ras-related protein RHN1-like. The transcript is spliced from 7 exons. The coding region runs from base 228 to 821 and encodes 197 amino acids. The record is from RefSeq and is a predicted model, not a curated record. Gene Ontology annotation, molecular function: GTP binding; GTPase activity. NCBI's taxonomy places the organism in Eukaryota, Viridiplantae, Streptophyta, Magnoliopsida, Fabales, Fabaceae.
AAGAAAAUGAAAUAAAAUUCAAGAAGUUGAUGAUAUCAACAAAAUGCAUAUUAAUUAGCUAACUUACCAGUCAAACUAUCAAACUACCAUUCUUUUACGAAUUUUAUCAGCCUAUUUUAUUUCAUUUUUCAGAUUUCUAGCUCAUUGCUAACAUAUCAAUCUUUGAAAAGCCUUCUCUAGUGCUACACCAAAUAAUUUUCUCAAUUUUUCCAUUGAUCAGCUAAGCUAUGGCAAGGAAUAAGAGUUUACAAGCUAAACUGGUACUUCUAGGAGACAUGGGAACCGGGAAGACGAGCUUGGUUCUUAGAUUUGUCAAAGGUCAAUUUUCAGAAUACCAGGAAUCAACAAUUGGAGCAGCGUUCUUCACACAGGUUUUGUCUUUAAAUGAAGCCACUGUGAAGUUUGAUAUAUGGGACACAGCAGGGCAAGAACGAUACCACAGUUUGGCUCCUAUGUAUUAUCGUGGUGCUGCUGCUGCGAUUGUUGUAUAUGACAUUACAAGCAUGGAUUCUUUUGUACGUGCAAAGAAGUGGGUUAGAGAAGUGCAAAGACAAGCAAAUCCAAAUUUGAUAAUGUUUUUGGUGGCAAACAAGGCUGAUUUGGAAGACCAGAGAAAAGUAGGAAAUGAGGAGGGUGAGGAAUAUGCCAAAGAAAAUGGCAUGUCUUUCUUUGAAACUUCAGCAAAAACAGCACAGAAUGUCAACGAGCUCUUCUAUGAAAUAGCUAAGAGAUUGGCAAAAGCCAACCCUUCACGUCAAACUGGAAUCAAGCUGCAUAGCAGAACUCAAGAAACUAGAAGAAGAUUGUUUUGUUGUGUUUAAGCUUAAGGACAUGUCUUUAAUCUUUUGUAAGACAAGUGCUAUAUUGUACUCAUAUAAACUCACUCAAGAAGAACAUAUGUUUGUUCAGUGUACAUUGUAAGAUCUCACCCAAAGUGUGUCUCAUAAUCAGAUGGCAACAUUUGGCAAACUUCUCAUUGUAAGCUCUCACAGGCAAAGCUUUUUUCUUUAACUUUUUAAUGCUAUCUUGUUCAUUUA